CGGGCAGACGCGAAGAGGAGCCAGGCCAGCAGCGAGCAGCAGCCGGGCAGUUGUCGAGGGUGAUUGACGACAUCGACCUAGGUUAUACCCUAUCCACUCACCCUGAUAUCAUACAUACACACACACAAACACACAAACACACAAACACACAUAUAAACAUACCCAAAACGAUGGCUUCCCUCUCUCGAUCUCUCCUCGCUAGGGGUUACGCGACCGCCUCCGCCGUCAAGGCCCCCGUCCAGAUCACCUCGCUCUCCGGGACUUACGCCACCUCGACUUACCUUGCCGCCGCUAAAAAGUCGCAGAAAGAGUUGGAAUCCGUCGCUUCCGGCUUGCAGUCGAUCGAGAAGAAGUUGAAGGAUGACCAAAAGACCACCGAGGCUUUGACCAACCCCACCCUCUCGGUCUCUGAGCGAUCCAAGCUCAUCUCCUCCCUCGCCUCGGGAUCCUCCCCUAUUAUCACCAACCUCCUCCAGGUCCUCGCUUCCAACGGCCGUCUCGCCGCCUUCCCCUCGGUCAUCACCGACUUUUCCACCCUCAUGGCCGCUCACCGUGGUCAACUCGUCGUCACCGUCACCUCGGCCGAACCCUUGGCCGCUGGCGGUGCCGAGAUGAAGCGUCUGGAAAAGGCUCUCAAGGGGAGCAAGAUCGCCCAGGGCAAGGACUUGAAGUUGGUCAACAGGGUCAACCCGGGAAUCUUGGGCGGUCUGGAGGUGGACUUUGGUGAACAGACGAUCGACUUGAGCGCGAGCUCCAAGGUCAACAAGUUCAACGCCGCUCUGGCCCAGGGAGUCUAAAUAUCAGACGAUCAUUAUCGACCUUGUCUUCAAUGAAGAGAGGACACUAGACCUUGCAUGGGAGAAUACAAUCAAACCCCUAUGUGUCUAUCUCGGCGUCCUGGAAUCGGGUCGAAAAAUCGAAUGGAAUCUAGAUGAAAAGAAUGACAAUGCAAUUAAACGAAUCGGAAAUCGGAGCGAAGAAGAGUCGGGCUGGAGAUCCAUGUGCCUCGAUCGUCGACCGCGGAAUGGCUGACGCCGGAGCUGCGAAUAUAAGUGACGAGCCCAGGAUCAGAUGUUGAUGGGCGUUGCCCUUAUUUCG
Molecule: messenger RNA, 1098 nt
Organism: Filobasidium floriforme
Lineage: Eukaryota; Fungi; Basidiomycota; Tremellomycetes; Filobasidiales; Filobasidiaceae
Product: OSCP/delta subunit of ATPase
Exons: 4
Coding region: 171-797 (208 amino acids)
Biological process (GO): proton motive force-driven mitochondrial ATP synthesis
Molecular function (GO): proton-transporting ATP synthase activity, rotational mechanism
Source: RefSeq, a predicted model, not a curated record